Messenger RNA from Cyphellophora attinorum, 1332 nucleotides. Its product is annotated as Succinyl-CoA ligase [ADP-forming] subunit beta. The transcript is spliced from 3 exons. NCBI's taxonomy places the organism in Eukaryota, Fungi, Ascomycota, Eurotiomycetes, Chaetothyriales, Cyphellophoraceae. Gene Ontology annotation, biological process: tricarboxylic acid cycle; succinyl-CoA metabolic process. The coding region runs from base 1 to 1332 and encodes 443 amino acids. Gene Ontology annotation, molecular function: succinate-CoA ligase (ADP-forming) activity; ATP binding; metal ion binding. Gene Ontology annotation, cellular component: mitochondrion; succinate-CoA ligase complex. The record is from RefSeq and is a predicted model, not a curated record.
AUGAAUCCGUUACGACCGCUCUCGCGAGCUCUGCGGCAGCAAGCACGGGCCAAGACCAAUGUACUCUCCCAACGCCGUCAUCUCAGCAUCCACGAAUACCAAUCACAAUCCCUCCUUCGCGACGCCGGCGUCCCAGUACCACAAGGCCAUCUAGCGACCACACCAUCCGAAGCCCUCAGCCACGCCGAGGCCCUCGGCGGCAACACAGUCGUCCUCAAAUCCCAGAUCCUCGCGGGCGGCCGCGGAAAGGGCCAGUUCCUCAACAGCUCCGUCUCCGGCGGCAUCCAGCUCGCUGACUCACCCUCCCAGGCCGAAAAGCUGGCGAGCGGCAUGCUCGGCCACCACCUCGUGACCAAGCAAACCAAACCCGAGGGUAUCAAGGUCGAGAAGUUGUACAUCGCCGAAAAGGUCCCUUACACAAACGAAUACUACCUCUCCAUCACCAUCGAUCGCGAAGCAGCCGCCCCAGCACUCAUCGUUUCCCGCCACGGCGGCAUGAACAUCGAAGACGCCGCCAAAACGGACCCUUCCUCCGUCGCGAAGCUCCGCUUUGACUACCUCGCCGAUGAAGUCGACUCCACGACUUUGUACACCGCCCAAAAAGCCCUCGAUCUACCCGACGAGGAGCUCGAGGGCCUUCGGACGCUCCUCACGAAGCUCAUCACGCUCUUCAAGCAGAAAGACGCCACACUAAUCGAAAUCAACCCCCUCGUCCGCACAAACUCCAAACAACUACUAUGUCUCGACGCAAAGUUCUCCUUCGACAACGCCGCCGCCCCACGCCAAAAAGAGCUUUUCUCCUGGGAAGAGAAAGCCGCGCGGGAGAAGUCCGAAGUCGAGGCCGAGAAAUCAGGGCUUGUGUAUGUGAGGCUAGAGGGGGAUAUUGGGAAUGUAGUCAAUGGUGCUGGGCUGGCGAUGGCGACGAAUGAUGCGGUUGAGUUUUAUGGUGGGAGGAGUGCAAAUUUUCUGGAUGCGGGUGGGCAGGCGACCAAGGAGACGAUGGUGGAUGCGUUUCGGAUUAUUUUGGAUGAUGAGCGGGUUAGGGUGAUUUUAGUGAAUAUUUAUGGUGGAAUCAUUCGCUGCGACAUGAUCGCUGAAUCCAUCAUCGCAGCCGCUGCCGAGCUAGGACCACUGAGAGUUCCAAUUGUUGUCCGUCUGCAGGGCACGAACGCUGAGAAGGGACAGCAGAUGAUAGCGGAAUGCGACCUCGACAUUCACGCCGCGGCGGGAUUCGGAGAGGCGGCAAAGAAGGCGACCGAGAUGGCUGCUGCCGCGGCCGCGGAAAUGGAUCCUGGAAGGAAGGAGCUGGAUCAAGGCCCUGUUGGAUCGUAG